Camellia sinensis is the source of this 1124-nucleotide messenger RNA. RefSeq names its product peroxidase 4. Gene Ontology annotation, molecular function: heme binding; peroxidase activity. Lineage: Eukaryota; Viridiplantae; Streptophyta; Magnoliopsida; Ericales; Theaceae. The record is from RefSeq and is a predicted model, not a curated record. Gene Ontology annotation, biological process: hydrogen peroxide catabolic process; response to oxidative stress.
CUUUUCAACCCAUUCUCAUCAUUUUUUGUUUUGUUUUGUUUUGUUUUUGUGUUUUUUACGCUCCACAUUUCUGGAAGUGUGAAAAUGACUUCCUCUUCAUCUUCUUCUGAAGUGCUUGUGAAUUUUGUAAUGGUGGUGGUGCUCGUAAUGGGCACCUCCUCUGCUCAACUUUGCACUGAUUUCUACGCGGAGACAUGUCCCAAUGUACACAAGAUUGUGAGAUCAGUGGUUGCCUCUGCGGUGUCAAAGGAAAAGCGCAUGGGUGCUUCUCUUCUUCGCCUCCACUUCCAUGACUGCUUCGUUCAAGGUUGUGAUGGAUCAAUACUCCUUGACGACACUUCAUCAUUUAGAGGAGAAAAGACUGCAGGUCCUAAUAAUGGAUCUGUUAGGGGAUACAAUGUAAUUGAUGAUAUUAAGUUCAAAGUGGAGGCUGCUUGUCCUAAUAUAGUCUCAUGUGCUGAUAUUGUAGCUAUCGCAGCUCGUGACUCUACUGUUAUUCUUGGAGGGCCAACUUGGGGUGUUAAACUUGGACGUAGGGAUUCUAGAACAGCGAGUUUUAAACUUGCCAAUGGUGGUGCACUCCCAAGUCCGACUUCUAGCCUCCAAACACUCAUAUCUACCUUCAACAAUGUUGGCCUUUCCACCAAGGAUUUGGUUGCUCUAUCAGGAUCACAUACAAUAGGCCAAGCAAGGUGUACAGUCUUCAAAGCUCGUAUUUAUGGCGAUGCCAAUAUUGAUAGUUCCUUUGCAAUGACAAGGCAAGUUAGAUGUCCAAAUACUACUAGCCCUAGUCCUGCAGACAACAAUUUGGCUCCUCUUGACCUUCAAAGUCCCACAUUUUUUGACAACAAUUACUACAAGAACCUGAUCAUGCAAAAAGGUCUCCUUCACUCAGAUCAAGAGUUGUACAAUGGUGGAUCAACUGAUUCCCUCGUUAAACAAUACAUCAGAGAUCCCCAAUCCUUCAACUCCGACUUUGGUGCAGCAAUGGUUAAGAUGGGUGACAUUAGUCCUUUGACUGGAUCAAAUGGAGAGAUAAGAAAGAACUGUAGGAUGGUUAAUAAUUAAGAAAUUUGAGUUAAGCUCCUUAACACUCAAAUAAAGAUUUUGAAAUUUCUCAAAAA